AUGGAAUGUGUCCCUUUUGCCCUCCAGGCUCUCUCUGAAACAUGCUGUCCUCCCUUCACGAAAACCAUUUACUAUGUUUCAGGUCAGAGACUGUCUCGAAUAGUGAAGGAUAUGAACCUCAGUCAGGGAUGUUUGUCCCAGUCAGGCUUGACCAGCCUUCGCACUCUCGCCAACCUUGCCCUUCUCUUGGAUGUCCGAGAUGCCUCCGACACAAGCUACCUACUGGCUCUCCAGAACCUCUCUAGUGAGCUGACAAAGACGGCCGAGACCAAGACACAGGAGGAGCGAUGUCUGGCUGAGUUCACACAAAAGUCAAAGUCUGCCCUGCACAAGUACAACUCCUUGCUCAAAACUCUCCAUCACCUGGAGGAGAAAAGUGUCACUCAACGUCCAGAGACUGAGAAGAGACGGAAGAAAGUGAGCUUCCUCAUCGACAAGGCCAAGCAGUACAAGGGCUCCAUGCAGAAGCUUCAGGCAGAACUAACCAGGGUGGGAGCUGACCCCUGGCUGUACCACCAGACACUGGUGAAGAAAUCAGAGGAGCUCCAGGCUCUGAAGCAGAAAAUAGCACCUCUAAAAACAAAGUUGCAGAUGUACUAUGAUCUACCACCUGUGAGUAUGAAACAGUCCUUCAGAACUGAACUGUAA
Haliotis rubra (blacklip abalone) is the source of this 648-nucleotide messenger RNA. Its product is annotated as HAUS augmin-like complex subunit 1. The record is from RefSeq and is a predicted model, not a curated record. Gene Ontology annotation, cellular component: cytosol; HAUS complex. Gene Ontology annotation, biological process: spindle assembly; centrosome cycle. Bases 1 to 648 code for a protein of 215 amino acids. NCBI's taxonomy places the organism in Eukaryota, Metazoa, Mollusca, Gastropoda, Lepetellida, Haliotidae. The transcript is spliced from 6 exons.